Hermetia illucens (black soldier fly) is the source of this 3829-nucleotide messenger RNA. RefSeq names its product zinc finger protein 184-like. The transcript is spliced from 20 exons. Gene Ontology annotation, biological process: regulation of transcription by RNA polymerase II. Gene Ontology annotation, cellular component: nucleus. Lineage: Eukaryota; Metazoa; Arthropoda; Insecta; Diptera; Stratiomyidae. The record is from RefSeq and is a predicted model, not a curated record. The coding region runs from base 57 to 3674 and encodes 1205 amino acids. Gene Ontology annotation, molecular function: DNA-binding transcription factor activity, RNA polymerase II-specific; RNA polymerase II cis-regulatory region sequence-specific DNA binding; zinc ion binding.
UGUAGGUUUGUUUUGUUAUUAUCGCCGCUCAUCUACAGACGGGAAGUGUGUUGUUAAUGUUCAUCUCCUCCCGUCUCCUCAAAAUGAAAUUCAAAUUGCCGUGGACCGUCUGCCGGGUUUGCUUACGUGAGGGGCAAAUGUAUUCACUUUUCCAAAAGGACACGAAGGACAUGUCGAUUGCUGAAAAACUUGCUCUGGUUGUUGAUAUCAAGAUCGUCCCAGACAAAAAUCUACCACAAGAAAUAUGCCGGCGAUGUAUGGUUCUUCUCAACUCAGCCCAUCGAUUUCAGCUCCAAUGCAAGAAAUCUGAAUUCCUCUUACAAAUGUCGGUAAGACACAGAGCUCAGAAAGAUAUCGGGUCAAAACAACACGCUGUUGUCCUGACUUUGAGCAACGGUAAAAUUUUUGAGAUGCCAAAGGAUGUAACCGUGAGGAAAAAGUCUGCUACCACUGAGGCCUCAGACGCUUCACCUCAGAUAGAAGCUCAAACAAAAGUAUCAGAGGUGGAUGUUGCAAGAAUUGGAGAAAGCUUGGUUGAAGCAUAUCAAACUAAGAAAAGCAUGGCAAUGCAUCCAACACUUAAGAGAAGACUCAGUGAGUUCAAUGGGAACAGGAGGAAAUGCCAAAAAAGGGUGAGAGUCCCUGAAAACGAUUCUAGGGACAUUGACAUAGCUGUGCAGAAUGCCUCCCAAAACGAUGCUGACGAAGUUAUUCCCCCACCCCAAGGAUGUCAAAAUGCUCUCCAAAUUAUAGAAGAUAUCAGAGUAGCUCAACCCAACACAGAUACUAACCUUGCAGAAAGAACACACUUGAACCAAGUGCAAAGUAAUCCACAGGACAUAGUGCUUAAAUCCCCCCCUGGUCCCCAUGUGAUCAAUGAGAAAAAUGGGAGAGAUGUCCGACCUUCACUGUCCAACAUACCCCCAAAUGACGAUACUGGACUGGUUUUAAUCUGCGAACUUUGCGGGAAUCGAUACAGAAGUAAAACUGGCUUUGAUAUACACAUGCGACUACAUAGAAAUGAAAGACCCUACAAAUGCGAGAUUUGUCACGCAGCAUUCGUACAAAGCAGUAAACUUACUACUCACAUGCGAAGACACACAGGCGAAAGGCCCUAUGCUUGCAGUUUUUGCUCCCGUCGAUUUAUUAAAAAUGAAUCCAAACUUUUACAUGAAAGAAUGCAUACUGGAGAGAAGCCCUACGAAUGUGAUAUUUGUAAUAAAAGAUUUUCCUACGCCUGUGUACUGACGCGGCAUAAACUUAUUCACACAAACAAUGAGAAAAAUUUUAUAUGUGCGCCAUGUGGUAAGCGCUUUAGGUUUAAUGAAGAUAUACAGAAAGGUAAAAAACUCCUAAUUACAUAUUGUUCUCAGAAGGAGAAGCAAAUUGAUCGCGAUUGUAAAUGGCCGAAUAAAAUAUGCGAAAGUUGCUUAAGUAGUCUGAAUACUUCUUAUAAAUUCCGAAUACAAUGUAAGAACUCGGACAAUAUAAUAUUGCAAUUCUUAUCUGGGGGAAUACAAUUGCAAUAUGGUGACUCUGAAACAGAAGGAUAUAUUCUAAGGCUUGAAGAGGAAUCUGAGAACUUCACUUCCACUCAUGCGGUUGCUGAAAAAUGUGAUAGAAUAAACGAAGUACAAGAAAAGAAUUCCGACAAAGAAGAGGAGGAGAAGCUAAGCAGCGAAGAAUGGGACGACGAGUCAGCGCAAAGUCAGCCAAAGAUUAACUCACAAGCUAAAAGGAAAAAUCGUAAAAAAUCGGAUUCUAAAUAUUUGCACAUAUGUGAAGUGUGUGGGAAUACUUAUAAAUAUAAAAACUCCUUGGAGACUCAUAUGCGGCGACAUUUGAAUGAGAAACCAUUCUCAUGCGAAAUUUGUGGACGUGAAUUUGUUUUAAAUGGACAACUGACUUGUCAUAUGAGAACACAUACAGGCGAGAAACCAUACGAAUGUCGGUUUUGCAAGCGAAGAUACGCAGAUGUGGGAGCGAAAAAUGUGCAUGAAAGAGUUCAUACUGGUGAACGGCCAUUUAAAUGUGAUAUUUGCAGUAAAACGUUUAUGUAUGCAAGCGUUCUGAAGAAACACGCUCUUACCCAUACGGAUGAGAAGCAAUAUCGACUGUUCUCAGCAUAUCCAUGUGUACACUGCCAUUAUUCUAUUGUUGAGACGAGUAAACUGUAUCCGCAUCGAGCGUUGUUUAUUGUAAAAAUCUUGUGUUUUUUUCUAGUGCAAGUUAUAAUGAAAUUUAAAUUAAAUUGGUCGGUUUGUCGUGUCUGCCUCAAAGAAGGCGAGGAGCUGAGCACAAUUUUCGCGAAGGAUGAGAACGAUGUGGUCGUGGCGGACAAAAUCAUGGAGUGCGGUGGUAUCACGAUAACCCGCGAUACAAAUUUGCCCCAAGAAAUAUGUAAAAAAUGUUCAGCAUUCUUAAGUGUAGCAUAUAAAUUUCGAAUAACCUGUAAGAGUUCUGAUGAAGUAUUGCGAAGUUUUGCGGAGAAGAAAGUUGAAAGUGACGUGGAAGAUGAUGUCAAGGAUGUCAAUAGCCUUGACAAACUCGCGGACCACUUUUCGGAAAAUGAAAUCGAUCUCCACGAUUAUUCGGAAACCGUUACGGUAUUUGAGAAUCCUGUCCCUGAAUUUUUGGAAAAUGUCGAUGAUGAGGAUAUGGAUGAUCACGACAACGAUGAUGACGAUAAUGAUAGCACCUAUGAACCACCUAAAGAGGAGGUGGAGAGAGAUGAUGAUUCUGAUACUGAGAAACCCAAAAGAGAAGUGAAAAUAGAAGGUGAUGAAGAUGCUCCGCCGAGAAGGAAAAGAGGUAGGCCGAAAAAGACAGAUCCACCGCGCGAGAAACCAGCGGGCACCGGCAAAGGCAGAGGGCCACGGGGGCCCCGCGUGAAGAAGGAAACAUCGAAAACACUUGCCAUGGAUUCUGAUGGCACGCCGGUCAUUAAAUAUCGCAACUUAAAUGAGAAACCACAACAUAUCUGUGACGUAUGCGGGAAUGUUUACAAAAUGAGAUACUCACUAGACAACCAUAUGCGAUGGCAUCGAAAGGAAAAACCAUAUGACUGCGAGAUUUGUGGCGCUGCAUUUGGUCUGAAUAGUCAGCUGACUCGACACAUGAGGACGCACACUGGACAAAAACCUUAUGAAUGCCAGUAUUGUGGCCGAAGAUUUUCCGACCUUGGAACUAAGAACAAGCAUGAAAGAACCCAUACGGGUGAACGUCCAUACAAAUGCGAAACUUGUGGCAAAACAUUUACAUACUCACAUGUACUAAGCGCUCAUAAAUUAACGCACACCGGUGAGAAGCGAUAUAGUUGUGAUGAAUGCGGAAAGCGAUUCACUCGAGCUCAUCAUCUCAAAGCUCACUUAAGUACAUUAAUUCACCAAAAGCCUUCUGCGGAGAAACAAGCGGCAGCAUCUGCCACACAACCAUCACAAACGCUAGUAGCUACACCUGGGCCGGCUCCAACAUCCUCCACUGCGGUGACUACAACCACCACAGACCCAGCACCAAUCACAAUGGCAGUUCCAGCGCAAGUACCCGAUAUUAAAGUGCAAAUUCUUCCAAGUCAGAUAAUGAGCAAUUCGAACGACAGCAGCCACAACAGUAACCCGGGCAAUCCGACUGCAAACAUGGAGAGAGCACAACCUUUGCCGCUGUUUUUGUUUUAAAUAAAUAAGAAUGCACGGUGAAGAAAAUAAUAUGAUGAUAAGUAAAAUAAUUAUUGCAAUAGAUUUAUGUCUAGUUUUAAAUAAUAUGCCCCUUUUUAUUUUAAGCAACAUCUAAUUUUUUGGAAACAUGAAAUAUAUAUAAGAUUCCUACAGUA